AUGCAACCUCUUAAAACUUUAGAAAAUGAAGUUCAGAAAUUAAAUCAAUCAAAAGAUUGUAUGAUUGAACAAAAUGAUGAUGACAAACUAUUAUCCUUUCGUCCAUUUUGUCCUACAACAGCAGAUAUUUCAGAUAAGGAUGGAUGGUUGAAACGGAAAAUUAGAUCUGCAGGUUCAACUCUAUCAAAACUUCGAGGUAGUAGCAAUAAGUCGGAAUGUUCGAAGAAAAAUUCAGAGGUAGAAUCCCCAUCUCUAAUAAAUACAUCAGAUAUGGCUUUUGAACAAGGCUCUAAAUCUGCAGAGAGUAAAGAAGCUAUUAAAAUUAUCUCUUAUUCUUCAGUUAGAUCAGAUUCCAGUAUCCCAUCUUUGCGCACCUCUGUGAACGAUGACAGUGUAACAGAGUCUAAGGGAUUGAGCACACAUGUUCUGACAACCAGGAAAGUGACAUCUAAAAACCUGAAAGGUAUAGUGAAUAUAGAAUCACCGCCAAAAAAGAAUACCGAAACUCCUGAAUUACAAUCAGUCACUUCAAAAUCUUCAGAUGAAUUCUUGAAUAAACUUUCAGUGAUUGAAAGGCUUCUAGCUAAGGAUAAAGACUAUAAAAGCUACGUAGAGACAUGCUCUAGUGUAGCACACAAACUUUCCAAUUCAGUAGAGUUUAGCUAUGAAGGUGUUGCCCAAGAAUGUCAGUUUAACCCCGAUACAUUCAAUAUCCAUGAACCAAGCUGUCUAGAAAAGAUAAGGAUAUCAAAUAGUAAGGAGAACACAACUCGAGUACCGAUCAUACAUGAUAAAUCAUUUAGAUCAAAAAAGGAGGAAAAGGAGAAGAAGGUUGAGUUUGCUCCAUCAAAAGAGAAUGAUUUACAGGAAUAUGAUUCUAAUAUGCCCCCAUCUGCAACAGAGAGAGGAAAAAUAAACAAUGUCUCUGGAAGAAAAAAUGGGAUAUUGAUUAAUGCCAAAAACAGAGGUACUGCCGAGCAAGCUAUAGAUAAAUCUUGGGAGGAAAUUUCAAAGCUUGGUCCUAUACCGUUUACAGACUGUGAUAUUAAAGAAAAAGUAGUGGCUCUAUUUGAGUUAAUGGGCGCUCCAGAAGAAUUCAAGCAGUGUAACGAUUUACGUUUAUCCCUAGCGUGUUUGCAUCCAUGCUUAUCCAAACUCCUUAACUUCUUCUGGAGUAUUAUCAAUAAUGGAUUAGAAGAAAAUAAGUGGAUAAAGGAGACGGCCAAACAGUUAGAAAAGCAGAACUUGAUUGAUGCAGGAAUUUAUGAAAUGAAAAACAGAGAGUUUCAUAAUUUGGCUUCGAUUCAUGUCAGUAACCUAAACGAACUAGAGCGCACAGUAGAAAAUUUAAAAAUCGAAAUAGCCCAACAACAAUCUCACAACGACAAGACUUUUGAGGAGGUAAAUAAUGCGAUGGUUGGCAUGACAGGUGUUUUAAAAAACUUUUUUAGUCAAGAUUUCUAUCAAGAAUGGAAGGAUGACACAAAGUAUCGAAUUGAUUCUUUGAUGGUGUACUUAAAUGCUAUCUGUGAUUAUUUUUGUACUAUUCAACAAAAUAUGGCCCUGGAUUUAGAAAGUUGUGCGGAGAAGGAUGCUCUUAGAGAUCAAUUGGAUUUUUAUGCCGACAAUUGCAGGAUACUUGAAAGAGAAAAUGAGUCGUUAAGAGCUGUUGCUCAUGCUUACCACUGCCUGCAGGACGUUAUAACAAAAAAAAACGUUAUAAUUAACUCUUUAAAAUCAGAUAACUAUCUGUUAAACAAAGAGGUUGAAAAGAAAACUAGAGAAUUGGAGUUGUCAUUAGUAAAGCAUGAAAAUGAGAUUGCUAAAUUGGCUUCUAUCUCACUCAAUGAAAGACGUAGAGUAUUGGAUAUCUGGGAAAAAUCAGAUUACGAACAAGCUUUAAUGGCGAAUGAAGAAGAAAUAUUAGAAUUGAAAAACCGUAUUGAUAUAUUAGACUCAAUAAUUCAUAAUAAGGAUGCCAAGCGAAAAAAUUCUACUAAUAGACUCAACUUCCUUGAGACAAAAGUAGCUACAUUGAGCAAAGAAAACACUAUUUUAGCUGCCAAGUACGAAAAAACCAUUGAGCAGAAGAGGGACGCUCUGAGAGCUUUCGAUUUGGAGUUUAAGAAACGUUUGGAAGCUAUGCGAAGCGAGUUGGAGAAGAAGACGGACAUCUACAACGAUGAGAUAAAAAAGUAUAAAAGACAGUAUGAAAAUACGUUGAAUAACGCGUUAAAAGUUACAUUGAAAGCAGAAUCUAUAUUUCAAGCCUUGUCUAAUAAUAAGAAUAUAUCCUCCAACAAGGCCCUUAGGUAUUUUACAAAGAAAAGAGCAAUGUUUAAAAGUGUCAAAGAGACAAUAUUGUCGAACACAUCUAUCGAUUCUCAUUGUGAUUCUGAAGAAUCCAAAUACAAAUCUGCAUCAAAUCACAGACCAAUUGGAUAUCCCGCUCUAGACAGUAAUAAAAAUAUAGAAAAUGAGGAUGUUGAAUACUUCUCACUUCGUAGGAAAGAUUUCAACGACUCCUUGAUUGAACUUAGGGAAGUUAAUGUCAAUAAUCGACUUUACAAAGGCAAAAGUAAUGCUAAACAGAUAAUCAAGAAACUUCGUGAGUGGAAGAAGUGUCAGGAACAAUCUAAAAACUCACCAAACUCGAUGGAAUUUUCGUUGGAGCUACCACAUACUACUGAAAGGCCGACAGAUUCCACUUAUGCAACCUGCUCAGCAACGUAG
Kluyveromyces marxianus DMKU3-1042 is the source of this 2733-nucleotide messenger RNA. RefSeq names its product chromosome segregation ATPase. The coding region runs from base 1 to 2733 and encodes 910 amino acids. The record is from RefSeq and is a predicted model, not a curated record. The transcript has a single exon. NCBI's taxonomy places the organism in Eukaryota, Fungi, Ascomycota, Saccharomycetes, Saccharomycetales, Saccharomycetaceae.